Molecule: messenger RNA, 3333 nt
Organism: Durio zibethinus
Lineage: Eukaryota; Viridiplantae; Streptophyta; Magnoliopsida; Malvales; Malvaceae
Product: B3 domain-containing transcription factor NGA1-like
Molecular function (GO): DNA-binding transcription factor activity; DNA binding
Source: RefSeq, a predicted model, not a curated record
GUAGUUUAUAUUUCCUACAAAAAUACUAAAAAAAAUGCAUAGCACCCAGGAUGAUGACAGUGACAAGUUCACAUGAGCCCAACCAGAUAAUACAUGGGGUCCCUACUAUAAACUUAAUAUUCUCAACUCUCAACAAAGAAAGAUAGAAGCUAGGCUAAGAGAAAUUGAAGAGAGAAUUUAUUCAAGGAAAAAGGAAAAGGAAAAGAAAUAAACUGCUAUUGUCGCACAGGAGAAGGUUCGAGGGAGGCGCUCUCCUGGAAAUAAAAUCACACCAAAUAAACCUCUUUUUCUUUCUCUUUCAUUCUCUUCUUUCAAGGUCAACAACUAGAUGAAGUUGCAUUGUAUUUCCUUGAAACGUCCAUGAUGGGCGGGUUUAUUGUUGUCCAAUUCUAGUUUUCGUGUUUGGGUCUUGCUGGUCAAAAGAACAAAGCACCGACUUUCUGAUUGUACUGAGAUGGUGAGAGAUAGCUUAAGCUAACCCCCUUCCUGCUUCUCCUGGUACUCCCCUAGCUCCCAAUAGUCUUCAACCCUAGCAAAACCAAGAAAAGUAUAACAAGUAAAAACAUGGCACAGUUUCUUGUGCUUUUCGUUUGUCUGUUUGUUUGUUUUUUUUAAUUUCAACUAGCCCAACUAGUCCCCACUUUUCUUCCUUUCUUGUUAGGUUUGUCUGGUUGAUUUUUCUUCCUCAUCUCUAUCGUUUAGAUCCCCCACGAAAAGUCACAAUUGGUGCUAAAGAAACCAUGGAUUUUGUGUCCUCAGGCAGGGAAGGGUUUAGUGAAGAAGAACAGAUGGGUAAAGGUAAGCUCCCUUUUCAAUACUCUUCCUCUUCUUCUCCUUCACCUUCUUCUCAACACAAAACCCUGCUGCCUCCUCUUAGCAACUCUCGACGGGAGCAGCAGCCUCAUCAGAUUUACGACAGCCACCACCAAAUGAGUUCCAACUGGUUAGGCAACAGGUAUGGACCUGAAGAAGAUAACGAACCAACUGCCACAGCAACUGCAAGUGAAGCUGAUUCCAAACGCGUAGACUCAGAUUCAACCCUUGAACUCAGGAGUAGUGCAAGUGCCAACAUCGAGAAAGAACACAUGUUCAACAAAGUAGUCACUCCAAGCGAUGUGGGGAAACUCAAUCGACUUGUUAUUCCAAAACAACACGCUGAGAAGUAUUUCCCGUUGGAUUCUUCCAUGAACGAGAAAGGUCUUCUGUUGAAUUUCGAGGACAGAAAUGGGAAGCCGUGGAGAUUCAGGUACUCUUAUUGGAAUAGCAGCCAAAGCUAUGUUAUGACCAAAGGCUGGAGCCGUUUUGUCAAGGAUAAGAAACUUGAUGCUGGCGAUAUUGUUUCUUUCCAAAGAGGAGUAGGUCAGUUGGGUAAAGAUCGUCUUUUUAUUGAUUGGAGGCGGAGACCUGAUGCACCAGACCCGGUUUCUUUUCAUCCACAUCAACACCACUUGUCUUUGCACCGCUCAAUCCCAUGGAAUCCAAUGCUUAUGCUGCCACCAAAAACAGGAAGAGAUCACUUGCACUUGUCCCAGAUAAACCCUCUAAACAGAAAUAGCUACUACGGUAGUUAUCCAACUGGAAGCAAUGUGGUGAAUCCAGGAAGUACAAUGGGAUCAGUAUUUUAUUUUAGAUCAGCAGUGGCUGCAGCAGCCCCUAACAUGGGAACGGGAAUGAUGGAAUGGCAACAGCAAGGUGGAGUUGUAGAGCCAAUUGUGUUUGAUUCGGUGCCGGUGGUCCAAGGCAAGGCUGCAGUCAAGAGGUUAAGGCUUUUCGGGGUGAACAUGGAAUGUCCCAUAACGGAGUCGGUUGAUUGUGAGAUGUUAUCUACAACUACCAUAGCAAAUGCUACAAUGGCAUCGCAGCCUCCUCAAAUUUCUUCAUCGUCCCAGUAUCCUCUCCAAUUAAGGCUCUACAAUGGCACCCCACUGCCCCCCACUGACUUUCUUAAUGCCAACAAAGGGAAGGCUUCCAUGUCCUUGGAUUUGGAUAUGUGACCAUAAGAAAUUGAUUUGGCUUACAGUAUAUUCAACGACCAAAUUAAUUACCUUUGCCACAAUCGACAGUGCCUGCCACCACCGUCGCCACCAUCAAACAACAACAAUAUGCGUGAAGAUAAGGCUAGAAGAAGAGCAAGGCUAGCAGCUAAUCCGCUUCUUUUUUCAAUUUAUCUCUUCUUGAUUCUUAUGAGGGAGAAGACUCAGCUGUUGAAAUAUACAAUGCUGGUUUAUGAUCAUAUCCUUAUCUAUGCUUAAUAAAAAGGGAAGGAAGAAUAUUGAUGAGUAUUUGAGUGGAAAAAGUUUCACAUUUCAAUGUUGUUGUUCUACAGCUUAAUUAGAAUAGAAGGGUAGUUCAAGGUUUGGGUGCCUGUGAAGGUUUAGUUAGAGAUGACAUGACCACAACUAUAAACCAAGAGUCUUUUACUUUUAACUUGUGUAUAAAAUAUAAGUGUUACACAUAGAUAGUUAUAUAAGACAUAGAUCCAUCAGGCCCGAGAUUUCAUGUAUGCUUUUUGUAGGGCCUGGUCUCUCCUAAAGGUAUCCAUCCCAUUGUUUCCACUGAAUUAGUUCCCAAGUAUCUUUAUCCCCUUUGGCUCGUAACUGCUCUUCCUCUUUCUUUAUCUUUCUCUCACUCUCUCUCCACUGUUGUUUAGUUAAUAACAACCUUUCCUGACUCCUCAGUAACUGAGCAGAGUGCUAGCUAACUGAUGUAAUCCAAGUUUUUGCUCUCUUUUGUUUUUACCUUGGUAGGUUGUUGUUCUUGUCGCUGCUUCGUUGGGCACGCCCGCAAGUUGUGCAGAGAAAUUUGCAGGGCUUUUAAAAGGUAGGAUUCAUCUCAAUUUUCUUGGACCCUUUUGUUUAUAUAUAUUAAUUCUUUCUCACUUGUUUAUCCCCUUACACAUUAAUAUGUUUCCUUUUUGUUCUUUUCAAGAUUGAAUGUUCCCCAUAUCUCUAAUUUGCUCGUUUCCUCGAUCAUUUCAAUUCACCACAUAGAUACAUACUGUUAACUCUCUCGGAGAAUGCAGAUGCCAUCAUAAAUAUAAAUUUAUUUUAUUCCUUUUGUAGUAGUUAUCUGGUUAGCUUGCACUGCAUUUUCUUUUAGAUGAAACUGUUUGCACCAACAAUUUUUUUUCUUUAAUUUCCAUCCCAUGUAUUGAACAUAUCAUUAAUUUCCAUCCCAUGUAUUGCGUCAGCUGAAGUAGAGAACAGGACCUUUAUCUUUCAGUUUAGCCACAUGUUUUCGCCUUUUUGCAAGAACUUAUACCUAUAAUCCUUCAAAAGUUACCAAAACAAAAUUAAUGGCCUCCAACUUUGAAAAUGUUGUAGCUUUUCUAUU